Moneuplotes crassus is the source of this 1150-nucleotide messenger RNA. The record is from the annotation of a GenBank genome assembly. NCBI's taxonomy places the organism in Eukaryota, Ciliophora, Spirotrichea, Euplotida, Euplotidae.
UAAGAAUAUGUUCCCAACGAUCGAACAAGAAAAGAAAAAUCAGCUUAAUAGAUCAGUUUCUGGAGAGCUGAAUAGGAACCAUGGAUUUAAGAAAAAUAUGACCGCUAAAACUCCAAAUCGACUAAACACGAGUCAUUCUGGUAUUCAAGUCUUAACCAAAAAUGCAAAUAUUAUAAACAAAGCCCCUUACCAGCCCUACCAUUCAACCACCUUCGCUCAAGUCCUUCCCAACUCAUCUUCAUCCUGUCUACAGAUAUAAGAGAUUUGGAGAGUCCGUUGGAAUCGAUUCAAGGCCAGAUAGAGCAGAAUAGGGUGAAGAAGUUUGAAGAGAAGCGGAGAGAUCGGGAGAUUGAGCUUUAUAUAUUGAGUGAAAAUAGGAAGCAAAUUAAGCAAGAAAAGGUUGAUGGUUUUAAGAAAUAAAAUGCAAAAGAGUAGAUAUUACCAGAUGCUUAAGCAUAACUAUGAAAUGGUUAAAGAGAAGAAGAGGUCAAUGAGAAAAUUGGAAGAGCAUGAUAAUGGAGUUUUAAUAGAUAAAGUUCCUUAUAUGAGAAGUAUAUCACCAACGAAUCAUGAUCAGAAUAUGAAACGAUCAAACAAUAAUAUUUCUACAAUUUCUAAAGGAAUAGUGAAUUUAAAUCUAAGCUACGAAACAAAAGUACCAAAAUCUACUGUCAAUCAUAGUAUAGAAAGAAAUUGCUCUUACCUCCCUCAGUCUUGGACUGAAGCAGAACCAACUAAGCAAAAACUUUCUAACAAGAGAAGAAGUAUAGAAGCGCUCAGAACUGCACUUAACAGCCAACUUCAGGAAAAAUAAGAGAAUGCAUCAACAGAAUCGUCAGAACGACCAAAUGUACUUUCAGACAGCUUUGAAGACAGACGUCAGCAAUUUGUCAAGUGAUAAGAUCAGAAGAGAUUUCAUGAAAUUGAAAGAAAAGAAAAACCUGGAAUUCAUUUGCCUUCAAAUGAAGGAGAGAAGAAAAGAAACUCUUAAGAACAAAGGUCACAUGAAUAUCAGAGUCAAGAUAGAAGACGAUUAUAGGAACAAUCAUAGAAUCCAAUCUAGGAACAAGGCCUUCCAUCAAGCUCUCACUGGAUUCACUCAGAAACAACCAAACAGACAAUCUAAUUUCAAACGUUUAGGAUAAGCCAU